ACAGGAACUAGACAGACCGAGUCGUCACACCGAGAGCACACCUCUACCUGACAACAUGGACCCUGCAACCUUCCACAGUUUGGAAUGUCGCCUCGAAGAUGCGACAUUUGCAAGUGACAAGCUGUCGGUACUGAAUUCUUCACAGGGAUAUUUCAACGGUCAUCAGUUGGCUCGUGUUCUUGAGACUUUCCCACACGACAGCGACAAACUGAAAGCAGUCCAGGCAAUACAAGGACGGCUCUACCCGAUGACCUGCGCAGAAGCAGCUCAGGUCCUGGAAACGUCGCCUUUCUCCAACACCCAGCUGAAGAUCUUGGAGAUCGUCGCCCGCAACAUCACUGACGUCACUACCGGUGGUCACUUGGUUCAGGAGGCCUUCAGCUUCGGCCAUGACAAGACGAAGGCCAUGGAGAUCCUAAACAGGUGCAGCGGUGCAGGAGGAGUGUAUCCAGCAGGUGCACCUGUCGGUUACCCCAGCGCUCCUCCAACCACACGCCCCGCUGCAUCAGGCAUACAUAUACGGGGCCCAGAUCUGGGCAGCAUGCUGAAGGGGAUGGGUGCCGCUAUGGGGGCUGCGAUGGGCGCGACUGUCCAGGGCGCCAACGCUAUGGCACAUGCCAUGGGAGCGGGCUUUGACCGGGGCAAGACCGCCACAGGAGCCCCUGCACCCACCGGUACCACCGGGACCUAUCCCGGGACUUACCCGGGACAAACUGCUACAGCCUACGCGGGACAAACCAACACAGCGUACCCGGGACAAGCCACGACAGCCUACCCGGGACAGGCGCCACCUAGCGGUCCUGGCUAUCCUCCUGCUCCAGGGACCGGCUACCCUACUGCCCCGGGAGCCGGCUACCCUCCUGCCCCGGGAACCGGCUAUCCUCCUGCCCCGGGGGCCGGCUAUCCUCCCCCAGGAGGUCCGGGCUAUCCCCCCGCCCCAGGGUCUGGAUACCCCCAGCCUGGACAGGGUUACCCCCAUUAG
Molecule: messenger RNA, 982 nt
Organism: Branchiostoma belcheri (Belcher's lancelet)
Lineage: Eukaryota; Metazoa; Chordata; Leptocardii; Amphioxiformes; Branchiostomatidae
Product: formin-2-like
Exons: 8
Coding region: 56-982 (308 amino acids)
Source: RefSeq, a predicted model, not a curated record